Molecule: messenger RNA, 613 nt
Organism: Myotis brandtii (Brandt's bat)
Lineage: Eukaryota; Metazoa; Chordata; Mammalia; Chiroptera; Vespertilionidae
Product: protein C19orf12-like
Exons: 3
Coding region: 199-600 (133 amino acids)
Source: RefSeq, a predicted model, not a curated record
AAAUAAAACCCAAAGCAACUCCCCUUUCCGUGUGCUGUGGCCCAGGAUUCCCGCUGGAGGAGCACCCUUCCCGCAGGCGUCCAUCUGCUUUGCUGGUCCAGUUCUGAGAGUUUGUCUCAUUCCUGCCACAUCGUUGAGAUCAGAUCCGAGAGGCGCGAGGUGUCUCGUAAGGUGAAGGACGCCACGAAGUCGUCCGAGAUGUCCCUGAGGAUGGAGGACGCCAUGAAGCUGCUGAGCGACAUCUGGAAUUCGGAGGAGAGGAAGACAACCUUCAAGCACGUUAGAGAGGGCGCCCUGGUCACCGUCACCAUGGUCACCAUCGGGGGCCUGGUCUUGGGCCCACUGGGACUGUUCCUUGGGGGCACCUUCGGGGGAUUCUUAUCAUUCUGGAUGUCGAGGGGGAAGUUUAAGUCCGUCCCUCAGAUCCUCAAGGAGCUGCCGCCGGCCGAGAAGGAGAAGCUACGCCGCCAUGUCAGGGACAUCGUCAGGAACCUGGAGUGGACGGACGUCGUGCAGCUGACCAAGAAGGUCAUGGCCAAUGAGGCCGUGCAGAAGCAGCUGCUGACGCUGAUCACGAGCUACGUCAUCAAGAAGCCGUGAGCCACAGUGCAGC